UAACUAAAAUCUUUUAUAAUUAAAUUACCUUAUCAACAAGAAAAGAAAGUAAAAUAUCUUGUUAUCUUAAAAAGACUCUAAAUUAGGAAUCUGAGUUUAGAUAACGAGACCGACAGAAGAAGCGAUUUCUACGGACCCUUGGCCCUUUCUGCCAUAAAUGAAGCUAAGAGAAUGCCAUUCAAUUCAAUCUAAAGAGAGAAUAACAAAAAACAAUGCCAAAUAUAGGAUUUAGUCAUAUUAGAGUCUAACUAUUUGCUUAACAAAAAAAAAACUACUAGUAGAUAUACCAUUGGACAUUGGUCAACGGAAAAUAAUUAAUUAGUAAAUCGAAUUUUAAACACAAAGACAAAACCUUUUCUUUCGGGUGUCUCGAGACGAACACCAACUUCAAAACUUCUUUCUAUUUUUAUUUUUAUUUUGGUUUUUUUUGUUAACUUCUUUCUAUUUCUUUUCUAUGAUCCUCUCUAUCUUUAGGUUUUCAGGUUUCCGAGAAGAUCUUAAAAGUUUCUGAACUCUUUCAUGGCGGUAGACCAAAGCAAAGAAGCUUCUCCCUUGUCUUGUGCUCUUCCAAUGUACAACUCUAAAUAUUCAAGUUAUGUCACUGACGAAGAUUCAAACGAUAUGAAUCAUACGACAAAACAUAAAAGAACCAACGCUUUUCUUUUGAAUUCUGCUUCAGCUCACGAUCUAAGAUGUCUAGAGGUCGAGAAAGAGAAGCAAGACCCUAAAUCACCGAGAGGAGCCUUAGAAGCCUGCUUAACCCGUUCCUCAAUCUCUUCCUCUUCCUCUGACGACCCUCCUCCAAACAGAGAAGCUAGCGAUAACGCAGAUGCAGACACAGACGCACAGUGCAAGAAUCACAGAGCAUCUUCGAACUGGGGAAAAUUCUUCAAGCUAUGGAAACGCAGAUCCAUGAAACGCCUCUCUUCCUUUCCUCCAUUAAGUGGCGCCGCCCCAUCGAUCUCCAAAAGCAACAAAACACACAUCGAUGGUAUGGUCCUUCACGAUAUCUACGAUUUCCAAUCAUCUCUCCACAACUUCUCAAUCUCUGACAUCGAAAUUGCAACUGACAAUUUCAGUCCAGAAAACAUUAUUGGAAGAGGCGGUUAUGCUGAGGUAUACCAGGGAAUUCUACCGGAAGGAAAGCUAAUCGCUGUGAAACGCCUGACGAAAGGCACACCGGAUGAGCAAACAGCCGAGUUUCUAUCGGAACUUGGGAUAAUAGCUCAUGUUGAUCAUCCGAACACAGCCAAAUUCAUCGGUUGUUGUAUCGAGGGUGGAAUGCAUCUCGUGUUCCGGCUAUCUCCUCUUGGAAGCUUAGGCUCUCUCCUCCAUGGACCAUCGAAAUAUAAGCUGACUUGGAGCAGACGUUACAAUGUAGCGUUAGGAACAGCAGAUGGACUAGUGUAUCUUCAUGAGGGUUGUCAAAGACGAAUUAUUCAUCGAGACAUCAAAGCCGAUAAUAUUCUUCUCACCGAAGAUUUUCAACCACAGAUUUGCGAUUUCGGGUUAGCCAAAUGGCUUCCCAAACAAUUGACACACCAUAACGUGUCCAAAUUCGAGGGAACAUUCGGGUACUUUGCACCAGAAUAUUUCAUGCACGGAAUUGUAGACGAGAAGACAGAUGUUUUUGCCUUUGGAGUUCUCCUCUUGGAGCUCAUAACGGGCCACCCUGCUCUUGACGAGUCUCAGCAGAGCCUUGUCUUAUGGGCUAAGCCGUUGCUAGAGAAAAAAGCUAUAAGAGAAUUGGUGGAUCCGUCUCUUGGAGAUGAGUAUAACAGAGAAGAGCUUAUCCGGUUAACUUCCACAGCUUCUUUAUGCAUCGAUCAGUCUUCUCUUCUACGACCCCGGAUGAGCCAGGUUGUGGAAUUACUACUAGGUCACGAAGGUGUCGUAAUGACUCCAAGAGAAGCCAAGAUAAAGAUGAUGCAACGCACGUAUUCAGAAGAAUUAUUAGAUAGUGUAGAAUAUAACUCCACAAAGUACUUGGGAGAUCUUGAUCGCAUUCGAGAGAUUGCUUUAGCUUCUUGAAAUUGAUCAAAAUUACAAUUAUGUGAAACUAUUUUGGUUUCUUUCAUUGGUGAAUGUAACUCAUCGUAAAAAAUUACAAAAAACUAGAAUAUGGAUAAGGUUUCAUUUCAUACAUAAAAAAAAAUAGCUGAAAUUUUUAAUGGAUGGGAGUGGAACAAACCAAAUUAAAACCGGUUUACUUCCUCUUAAAUUCGGUUUCAUAUGAUUUUGAUUUAGUAUGAAAUCACGUGGCAGUCACGUGCAACGUUGUUAGAUUUACGAAAAAUAUCUAAAAACAGAGAAGAGUGAUGAUGAUA
Molecule: messenger RNA, 2327 nt
Organism: Arabidopsis lyrata subsp. lyrata
Lineage: Eukaryota; Viridiplantae; Streptophyta; Magnoliopsida; Brassicales; Brassicaceae
Product: receptor-like cytosolic serine/threonine-protein kinase RBK2
Exons: 8
Coding region: 520-2031 (503 amino acids)
Biological process (GO): protein phosphorylation
Molecular function (GO): ATP binding; protein kinase activity
Source: RefSeq, a predicted model, not a curated record